AGCGGGCGGAAGAGCGGGCCAGGCGGACGGGCGGAAGCGUCUCUCACGCCGGGCCGCCAUGCCGGGGGACCACCGCCGCAUCCGCGGGCCGGAAGAGUCGCAGCCGCCGCAACUGUACGCGACCGAAGAGGAGGAGGGGCCGGCUGAUCGCGACCCCACGCGACUGCGACCCGUGUUCGCGCGCGCGGGGCUGCUGAGCCAGGCUAAGGGCUCGGCCUACCUGGAGGCGGGCGGCACCAAGGUGCUGUGCGCGGUAUCGGGCCCGCGCCAGGCCGAGGGCAGUGAUCGCGGCAGCGGCCCGGCCGGAGCGGGCGGCGAAGCCCCAGCGGCGCUGCGCGGCCGGCUGCUCUGCGAGUUCCGCCGCGCGCCCUUCUCCGGCCGCCGACGCCGCGCCCCGCAGGGCGGCUGCGAGGAGCGCGAGCUGGCGCUGGCGCUGCAGGAGGCGCUCGAGCCGGCCGUGCGCCUGGGCCGCUACCCGCGCGCGCAGCUCGAAGUGUCGGCGCUGCUGCUGGAGGACGGCGGCUCGGCCCUGGCCGCCGCGCUCACGGCCGCCUCGCUCGCUCUGGCCGACGCGGGCGUGGAGAUGUACGACCUGGUGGUGGGUUGCGGCCUGAGCCGCGCGCCGGGACCCGCGCCCGCCUGGCUGCUGGACCCCACGCGGCUGGAGGAGGAGCGCGCCGCCGCCGGCCUGACCGUGGCGCUCAUGCCAGUGCUUAACCAGGUGGCCGGGCUGCUGGGCAGCGGGGAGGGAGGCCCGACCGAGAGCUGGGCCGAGGCCGUGCGCCUGGGCCUUGAGGGCUGCCAGCGCAUCUACCCGGUCCUGCAGCAGUGCCUGGUGCGCGCCGCUCGCCAGAGGGCCGCCGCCGCGCCGCCCUGAACCGCGGGCUUGAGGAACAACCGGCUGCCCCACCCGCACCUCACCCCCCGGAAGGAUCCUCACAGUCAACUUCCAGGCCCCCCGCCCCCCCCCCCCCCCCAAGCUGAGAAGCCAGCUCGGGAGAUGUGGGGAGGUGCGCGCAGAACUGGCGCUCGGACAGCAGUACUGGAACUCUUGUCUCCACACUUCCCCCCCAUCCCCCGUUGUGCAAUCCAAGGAUAUUUUCUACUUGAGCUGCCUCCCAGUGAAGUUGGAAAGGACUUCAGUUGGACUUAGCUGGAAAAUGGAGCCUGGAGUUAGGACUUUGUAAGGGAUGGACUCUGCAGGCCAGUCGGACUCAGUUCUAGAUAACUGGACUACUUUUGAGAGAAUGAAGAGGGCUGCGCCUUCUCACUUAUAUCUGAGUUAAAACAACAGCCCUUUUAUAUCUCUGAGAACCUUCUGUGUCUUCUGUUUUUGUACAGGGUUUAAAAGAGCAAAACUCUUCCGAACUAGCUGCCCGGUGCUUAGGCAGAGUUGAUGGAGGAAAAUGUGCUUGGAUGGAAAAGCUGCCCCAUAAGUACCAGAGUCAGGGCCACUGCUGAGUCGUGACAAGAGUGGAGAAGGGUUGCAUGAACCCAGGACCAUUCUGAGCACCCCUGGCCCCUUGUUUAGUGUCAGGCAAGAUCACAGCUCAGAGUUGAGUAGCUGGAAAGGGUCAUGUUCUUAGUGGAAGCCAGAGUCUACUGCUGGCUUAAUAGCUGAUGUUCCUUGCUUAGAUUUGACUCUCGGAGAGAGGCAGGUGAACUAAUAAAAGUGAAAACUUUGCAUGUUGGGAAAGUA
This is a messenger RNA of Erinaceus europaeus (western European hedgehog), 1699 nucleotides long. It is a transcript of the gene EXOSC6, whose product is annotated as exosome component 6. Gene Ontology annotation, biological process: nuclear mRNA surveillance; rRNA catabolic process; U4 snRNA 3'-end processing. Lineage: Eukaryota; Metazoa; Chordata; Mammalia; Eulipotyphla; Erinaceidae. The coding region runs from base 59 to 877 and encodes 272 amino acids. Gene Ontology annotation, cellular component: nuclear exosome (RNase complex); cytoplasmic exosome (RNase complex); nucleolus. The record is from RefSeq and is a predicted model, not a curated record. The transcript has a single exon.